AGGAGAAGAGUCCAAAACCAUAAAAAAACUAGCCAAAGAUUCAUCAUUAUUAAUCACCAUCCGUCCAUUCGUAAUCCAUGAUGAUGAUGGCGAUCAUCGUCGUCGUCGCUAUCGGUAUGUGCCACAGAAACAACCCUUUAACAAAGGUUGGCAUUUGGAUUGGGUGAGGGUAGUUGAUGAGAAGGUUACCAUCGAUUGCCACACACAUUCCAAUUCCACACGCAAUUACGUUUGGUUUUCAGUUAAUUUUCAGAACGACAAUAAAAUAAUAUUCUUGCUGUUGAAUAAUUAGGAUUGGUGUGGGGCCAAGUCUAAUAUAAUAAGAAAAUUGGCACUCUUUCUUUCUGCUCUGCUAUGCUACAACCACUGAAGCUUGGAGCGGUGUUACAGUGACAGUGGCGAGUUUUAGAGUGAGAGUGAGAAAUGGGUCUGAUUUCUAACAGAGUGGAGAGACACGAGAUCAAGCCUGGCGACCAUAUCUACACCUACAGAGCUGUUUUCACUUAUUCUCAUCAUGGCAUUUUUGUUGGGGGAAGCAAGGUUGUACAUUUCAGACCUGAAAGAAACUUAAAGUCAAUUGCUGAGACAUCAUCAAACUUGGAUGAUCCAACAUCCAACCCAUGUCCAACCUUUCCUGACUGUGGAUUCAGACAGCCAAACAGUGGCGUAGUUCUUUCUUGCUUGGACUGCUUCCUUCGAAAUGGAUCUCUUUACUGUUUUGAGUAUGAAGUUUCACCAUCUGUUUUCCUCACCAAAAUAAGGGGUGGCACAUGCACUACUGCAUCAUCUGACCCAUCAGAGACUGUUAUCCAUCGAGCAAUGUAUCUUCUUCAAAACGGCUUUGGUAAUUAUGAUGUUUUUAAGAACAACUGUGAGGAUUUUGCCCUGUACUGCAAAACAGGUCUUUUGAUACAAGAUAGGCAAGGGGUUGGAAGAAGUGGCCAAGCUUCUUCUAUCAUCGGUGCCCCAUUGGCUGCAAUGAUUUCUUCUCCCCUCAAGUUACUAAUGCCAAGUCCUGUUGGUGUUGCUACUGUAACAGCAGGAAUGUACUGCAUGAGCAGAUAUGCGACUGACAUUGGUGUCAGAAGUGAUGUGAUUAAGGUUCCGGUCGAAGAUUUGGCUGUGAACCUUGGAUGGAAUUGUCCUGAGGAGGAGGUCGCUGAAAAUGAAACUUCAGACGGACAGAUCAUUACCAGAUGAUUUAGCAUUGCACUUCAAACGAAACUGCUUCGUGUCUCACUGUUACUUGAUACACCAGUUCAUAGCAGAUGUGUCUUCAUGCAUGUUACAUCUUCUGUAAGACAAGACUCAAUGGUUUCUUUCUCAUUCCUUGCCGUCAUUGGUGUCUGUCUAGUUAUUCAAGUUGUGCAUGGGAUGAAAUUGCAAUAAUAUUAAUUACAGUAGUAACUAUAAUCUGAUGUGUUCCUUUGGAUAAUUUUUCUCUUGAUUGACCAUAAUGCAACAUUUACCUACAAUAGUGAUUGAA
Vigna angularis (adzuki bean) is the source of this 1486-nucleotide messenger RNA. RefSeq names its product protein LEAD-SENSITIVE 1. NCBI's taxonomy places the organism in Eukaryota, Viridiplantae, Streptophyta, Magnoliopsida, Fabales, Fabaceae. The record is from RefSeq and is a predicted model, not a curated record. The transcript has 2 exons. Bases 424 to 1200 code for a protein of 258 amino acids.